AUGUCAACGCUCCAAUAUCUCAAUGAUUCCGCUAAGGAUUCAGCUAAGGAAAACACUAAACAAUCACUGUCGGAGGAACUGCAACAAGAAAUAGAAGACGCCGAAUAUCGUGUGCAGCACACGGAAGAGAAAGAGGAAGAGCGGUAUACUAACCUACGAGGUCACAUUGAGUCAGCUAAGGAAAACGCUGCAAAUGAUUACGAUAGUCUCAAAAAAUUGUAUUCAUCACUGGAGAAGGAACUUAAGGUGCUGCAACAAGAAAUAGAAGACGUCGAACAACGAUAUCUAGGCGGCAAGAAUUCGGACCGACUGGUUCUAGCAAUGGUACCUUUUCCGUCAGCAAUCCAAGCAGCUCGAAUGAACACAACUAAGAAUGUACAUCGUAAUUAG
This is a messenger RNA of Paraglomus brasilianum, 390 nucleotides long. NCBI's taxonomy places the organism in Eukaryota, Fungi, Glomeromycota, Glomeromycetes, Paraglomerales, Paraglomeraceae. The record is from the annotation of a GenBank genome assembly.